UCACUCUCACAUGGGAUGUUAGCAAGACCAAGCUGAGGGCUUCAAGUUGUAAAGUGAAGAGGACAGUAACUUUGCCAAACACAGGGCUGUGGAGGCUGAAGAAGAGAGCCAUGGCAAAAGUAAAUGAAGACGGAACUGGGGAGGUGAAUUCACAGAUUGCUCAGUUGCAGGCACUGGCUGCUGAGCUGAAGUCUGAGUUCCUUGAGGCCAUGCAGGAGCUGUCUAAUAUCCAGCAAGGGGAUCACAGCCUGGAGGAGAAUAUCAAGUGCUAUGAGAACGAAAUGGAUGAAAAACUGAUGGGGAUUAAGAAUUCAUUAAGCACUUUUAAGGAGGAGCUCAGCAGUGCCUUGUCACAGAUUAACAAAAUCAGCCAAAGGCAGAGAGAGAUGCAGAAGAACUUUGAACUCUUCCAGAUGAAGAUGAAAAGAGAAAUCCUUUCAUCUUUACAUAGAGAAUGCCAGAAAGAGGAUGGUGUAACAGAAGGCAGUCUGUGUUUAUCAAGCCAGACGGAACUCAAUGUAAUGCAGCACUACUUCACAAGUCUACCCAACAAUUCUGCUGUUCAAAAAGAAACAGGCAUGAACGAGGGUUAUCAUCAAGCAUUACAUUCACAUGAGUAUCAUCAAAGUGGCCACUCUAAGUCACCAGUGUGGAUAGAACGCAAGGAAACUAAAGGCUAUGCUGAUGGACCACUCUUCACGGACAAUGGGGAUACCUUCAAAGAGCCUGCUAGAAUCCAACUCGGCUCUCUGGAGGGUGGCCAACAAGAUAACUCAUUGUCAAACAAGAGACAGAAUGCUGCUUUGGAGCUGCUGGAAUCUGAGAGAGUGUAUGUGUCCUACCUGUCAUUAUUGCUAAAGGCCAAUAUUCAUUUUAAUGGAUCAGAAGCAAUACGUGCCAAAGAUAAAAGACCCUUCCCCAGUUCUCUGAGAUUCCUUAUACAACAACAUCUGAAUUUGCUUCACAUUCUGCAAGACCGAGUCUUGAAAUGCCAGUGGCAAGGCAUCAUGGGGGAUAUAUUUAUGAAGUUAACAAGCAAGGAGAGUGAAUUCCUUGAUUACUAUAAUGCAUAUCUGAACGAGUUGCCUGAAUGUCUUUCUGUUGUGAACAUGUACUGCUCCAGCUCCUGCAAAACCACAAGCCUUUUUGAGGGAGAGGUCUCAAGGGAGGAGCAUCAACCUUCCCUACACUCCCUGCUCCUUCAGCCAGUGCAGCGUAUCCCAGAAUACCUUUCACUAUUACAGAACUUGUUGAGACACACUGAUCCAGAGCACCCUGAUUACUACUUGUUACUGAUCUGUAUCCAGCAGCUCCAAUCCUUCGUGUCCCAGAGCAGUCAGCUGCUUCAGUAUAAUGAAGCCUUGUUGACUCAGGACAGGAAAGACUUAAAGAGGUCUUCAUUAAAACAGCUUUGCAAGUCUACUGACUGCUCCAGGGACUGGGGAGUUCAGUCUGAAGAGAUAGGACCCACAUUCACUCCUAGCUCUGCAGUAAUACCAAGGAUAACCCAGGUAAAGAGAAGCAAGCAAAAGUUAUUGGAACAAAUCCAAUGCACAAGACCACAUGACUGGCUGUCAGACAGCAGGAAGUACGACAAAGGAGAGAGUCUCAACCAAGAGGCACUUUACAGCCCUGACAUUGAACAGAGAUUGAGAUUGCUCACUCUGCAGGUUAUCUCCGAGACUGAGCUAGAGAGUGGUUCCCUGGAGCACCUGCCCUGCAAGAAAUCCCCCUGCAGCCCCCUUGGUGCCCUCCAGGCCAGCAGCAAGAGUAUUUCCGACUACGACAGCUUCUUGCUCCAGGAGGAACCGCUGGGCCUGGAGAGCCUGUGUGAAGAAGACGGGGAUUCUCUCCAGAAUGCGUCUCUCUUUGAUAACUGCUCCACUGCCUCCUCGGACUCCAGCCUGGACAUCGCCUUCAUCAGCACCAAGAACUACACCAGCGGGUCCUGCGUGCUGGGCUGUCAGCUGUCAGGGAGGACCCUUUUCUCUCCAGAGGACCCAGGCCUCUACAGGCACAUGGAUGUCCAGGCUGUUCAGAGGAAAAGCAAGUCACUGAACAGCCUCCAGCUAGACAGCACCUGCACCGCAUCUGAUGCUGACAACUUCAAGACCGCACCUGGUAACAGCCCACAGAGUAACAACAGUGGAGGCAGCCAGCACAUCAAGCUGGAGACGCCUGCCCCCAAGGGGCCUGCUGCACGAAAACCCCAGAGAAGCCUCAACCCCCCUCAGAAACGGGAGACCAAAAACCGAGCAGCUGCAGAAGAAGAAUCGUCAAGGGGGGAAUCAGACAAGGAGACUUGUGCCUUGACCAUGCACGAAGAGGUAGAAUUGAAAAGCAGCACACAGGAUAACGACCAGGCUGGGUUCAGUGAACGAAACAGGAAGCAAGAGCAGAAAGGGGGAUUUAGAAGCUCCUUCCGAAAAUUGUUCAAGAAAAAGUCAAGCAAUUCAGAAGGCAAAGAAAAGGGCAAUGACAAACCAACAGUGGAGCCAGCAGCCAUUUCUGAUCAAGAAUUAACAAAGACUCCUCGAUCUGUUCGUAGUGGAGAUCUAGAUAGUGGAACUGCAGUCUGAAGAAAGCUCACCCAAGUUACACUCAUGCCUUUACUUAAUAUUAGCAUUACCUCUGCAUUGCUAUAGAAAAUGAUAAGAAAUGUAACCAGACAAAAAGGAAACACCAUAAUUUGUCUGCUCAUUAAAAACACAGCAUCAAUAUUCUGCAUUUUUAAUGUACUUGCUUCUACCAAAGACUUAAUUUCUUAAU
This is a messenger RNA of Polyodon spathula (Mississippi paddlefish), 2769 nucleotides long. It is a transcript of the gene arhgef33, whose product is annotated as Rho guanine nucleotide exchange factor (GEF) 33. The coding region runs from base 111 to 2579 and encodes 822 amino acids. The record is from RefSeq and is a predicted model, not a curated record. Gene Ontology annotation, molecular function: guanyl-nucleotide exchange factor activity. Lineage: Eukaryota; Metazoa; Chordata; Actinopteri; Acipenseriformes; Polyodontidae. The transcript is spliced from 15 exons.